Messenger RNA from Dama dama (fallow deer), 537 nucleotides. RefSeq names its product histone H2AX-like. The transcript has a single exon. The record is from RefSeq and is a predicted model, not a curated record. Gene Ontology annotation, molecular function: structural constituent of chromatin; DNA binding; protein heterodimerization activity. Gene Ontology annotation, cellular component: nucleosome. Bases 62 to 481 code for a protein of 139 amino acids. Gene Ontology annotation, biological process: DNA damage response. NCBI's taxonomy places the organism in Eukaryota, Metazoa, Chordata, Mammalia, Artiodactyla, Cervidae.
CGGGUGGUAGUUCCUGUGUUUUGUUAUCCCUUCUCCUCACCGCUCCUCUACCUCAUACAGCAUGUCGGGCCGCGGCAAGACCGGCGGCAAGGCCCGCGCCAAGGCCAAGUCGCGGUCUUCGCGAACGGGCCUCCAGUUCCCCGUGGGCCGCGUGCACCGGCUGCUGCGGAAGGGCCACUACGCCGAGAGGGUGGGCGCCGGAGCGCCGGUCUACCUGGCGGCGGUACUCGAGUACCUCACCGCUGAGAUCCUGGAGCUGGCGGGCAACGCGGCCCGCGACAACAAGAAGACGCGGAUAAUCCCCCGCCACCUGCAGCUGGCCAUCCGCAACGACGAGGAGCUCAACAAGCUGCUGGGCGGCAUGACGAUCGCCCAGGGAGGCGUCCUGCCCAACAUCCAGGCCGUGCUGCUGCCCAAGAAGACCAGCGCCAAGGCGCCCGCGGGCAGCAAGAAGGCCACCCAGGCCUCUCAGGAGUACUGAGGGCGCCCGUGCCGCCACCGCCCGGCCCUCCCCUCUACACCACAAAGGCCCUUUUA